Molecule: messenger RNA, 1982 nt
Organism: Tribolium castaneum (red flour beetle)
Lineage: Eukaryota; Metazoa; Arthropoda; Insecta; Coleoptera; Tenebrionidae
Product: centrosomal protein 43
Exons: 4
Coding region: 827-1807 (326 amino acids)
Biological process (GO): microtubule anchoring
Cellular component (GO): centrosome
Source: RefSeq, a predicted model, not a curated record
UUGCUGUUUGUACUUCCAACAUUUAGAUUUUUAAUAUUGCGGCCACUUAGUAAAAAUUUAAGUUAAAAUAAUUUCGGCAAACUAAUCACAGGACGUAAGCAUUGUCACGAAAUUGUAAAAAUUAAUUGAACUUUUUGAACGUUUGGACCUUUGGACGUAAAUCAAUCACAAAUUAUCUUGUAAUUAUGGCGAGACUUUAUCGAGCUAUUUUUAAUUUUCAAUCAGGUAUUUAAAAUUUGUUGACAUGUGUCAAAAUGCGACAGUUUGGCGGUUGGUGUAAGGGGCUAUAACACCGAAAACAUUUAACUGAUCGAAUUUUUGAUGAGUUCAACUAAUAAUUUGUCGGAUAAAAAGCCGCUAUUUGGCAUAAGCGUGUCAAGUUUCAAAAUGCACACCGAGACAUCUUCAAAUUUUUCCGGGCGGCUGCAGCCCCACCAAGAUGAGCUCCAAUUAUUAGGCGAAUUGGCAGGUGUUCACAUGGAUGUAAAAGUUUUCAGGAUUUUGGUCGAAUUCUUGAACUUGGGGGUAGCCCCGAAUACGAUUUUUUCGGUCUUGAAGAGCAUAAGGCGGUCGCCGUCAAGACGGCUAUCACAUUCGGCACAUCACUGACUUGUAAAUUUAAUAAUAAAAAAAUUGAGCUGAGGUGUUUGUUUGGUGUCCGCUGGUUUAAAAAUGACGUUUGACAAGUGACAGGUGAUUGAAAUGGGGGUUGAGGGAACGCAAUUUUUUUUCAUUUAGGUCUUGUUUUCUGUUGUUUUAAUGAAAUUGCUCAGUUGUUUGUGCUGUGAUUGACAAUUCGUUGCAAACCGUGUGUUUAAGUGGGAAAAUGUCAGUUGAGGAAGAAGUGGAAUUGCGAGACAUGGUGGCUCAAACCCUCGAAUUAAACGGUUGCCUCCCGAAAAUACGAGCACAGUUGAGAGCGAACCUAUUUCUUGCCUUAGACGAAGAUUCUAAAAUAAGUAAGCAACAGCCAUUGUUAAACACAAAAAUCAAGUCAUACUUAGAAGUGCCAGAAGGUCAGCUCAUGUUUUGUCUCGUUAGAGAGUUCCUUGAAUAUUUUGACCUCGAUUUCACUGCGUCUGUUUACGAGCCUGAAUCAUACGUUGGCAGCUUUUACAAGUACGAAGGACGCGACAAAAUCAUCGAAGAUUUGGGCUUAAAACCGUCAGACAGUUUUUCCGGUCCUGUCCUCCAACACUUGCUUAAAGUUGCUCAAAUCAAGUCAAAAACGCUGAAAAUCAAUUUGAAUGUUAACGACGAACUGAAGGAAACUAACGGACACGACUCUGAAGCUGAAAACUCCAUCCUUAGUAACAAAAACAGCCAUAAUUUAAGCGAGCACUCCACACAUAUCAAUAACAAUAAAAACGAUAAUUUAGAUUCCACGUACAUUAAGCGAGACGCUGAAAAUGAUGAUACGUUCAAUGGAACAAGUUCCAUAGAAGAAGAAAACGGCAGCUGUGACAAAUCAACGAAUGAAGAUAGUACAACGGAUCAGGACACCAGUCCAAAAUCUGAAGAUAAGUCAAAGAAAAGUGACAAGCUUAAAACAAAACUCGAGUUGCCACCUUUAAACAAAUCAAGAACUGAUCUACUGCCUUCACUGUAUAGCAAAAAGUCGAGCAAAGAGUACGAUUUCGAAAUUAAAGACGACUACGAGGAGGAUUUCAUGUCCGGGAGCGAAAUCGAGUUAUCCGGGGGCAAGCCGUUGUUUGAGGAGUUGCAACAAGCAAAGUGUGACAAUAAAUCAAGUAACUCAACGGAUAUUGAGACAAAUUUAAGUGUGGAGACGAAUUCUAGUCUCUAAGUUUUGGCCACAGCCUCCUAACAUUUAGUUUGAAUCAAUAGGAGGCGGUGGUUGCGAUCAACGCUCACUUGUACUUAAUGGCUUCUCACUAGAGUUAGAGUUUUGUACUUAAUUUUGAAUGUGCCUUAAAUUUGUGAUUAUUUUUAAUAAAGUAGGUGACUACAAAACAACUGUA